AUGGAUACAACCACCAUCGAGACGUCUCCGAGCGGACACAAAGACAGCUUCGUUGCAUCUCGCAAUGAUUCGGGCUGGGCUGACAGUGGAUCGCUGACUGGAGACGUCGAUGCCGGGCCCCAGGUUGUGGCUGAUGGAAACCCAAACACACAAUUCGCGUUCAAGUGGCCUUCUGUUAACGAUAAUGGGAUCCCACCAAAGUCUUCAGAUAGCCGGAAGAAUGGCGACGACCUCGGGCUGCAUAUCGAGCCGGCCACACCAUCAAGUCUCUUUAAUCGGACUGUGGAGCGCAGCACUAGGACAUCGAUUGCCGACGACUGCAUUUCUCCUGGAACUGCUGCGCCCACGAGGAACAAACUCAGCAUACCCAACAACGUCGAUGUGAUUGCACACGCACGGAAUCCAGCGGCUUUGCACCCUGUACAACCAUUCGAUAAGAGCAUAGCCACUGUCGGACGAGUUCAGAAGUCUGUGGUCGAGAUCAACACGACGAUCUGCAUAGAAGAAUCUCAUUGGCAUCGCAACAAGCCACAACGCUUGCUUUCCYACCAAAGCCUCUCCACCAGCUCUUCCGAGAGUUCCGAAGAAGACUUACCACGCCAUCCAAAUGCCAGAUCUUCUGGUUCCUCAAGUUCAGAUGACUGGAUGAUGGCUGAAGAACAGCUUACUCCCUCCAGUCCCGAAGACCGAAAAUCUGGAGACAGCAGCUGUCAUGCGUCGGGAUCGCGCAAAUCCUCGAAGUUUAUCACAAAGCCGAGUUUGAAAGCUCAUGAGCGUCAUGCGUCUCCCCACAACUGUCAGAGAAAGUCAAGAGAUAGUUUCCCGUCUUCUAUAGGCAGACCAAAGGAGGUCGGGGCGAAGGGUGCCGCCCGUCCAUUGAGACAUUACAGCUAUGGAGCGACGUUGGACCUCCCACCGAUGGGCAUACAGACCCAUCGUGACACUGAGGAUUGUCAAGUCAGUGAGAACGAGGCAGUCAUUGAAGCCACAGAUUUGGUCAUGUCAGCGACGACUCCGCAAACCCUGACGGAACUGCAGGCGCAGUUGGAUCAAAGAGAGGAACCCUUGACGUUCCUCCAGAAGUGUAUGAUCGGGGGUCUCCUCGUGCUCGCCAACACAGCUUUCCUUGGCUCGAGCGUGUUCUUACUACUCAGGCCGAAAGUGUGGAACGAAAGUCGGUUUGCUCUGGCUGCGAUACCGUUGACGGUCUGGUUAUGUCUUGUUCUUCAAAUUAUGCAACAUCGCCGUGGCCGUCGCCGUAGUCGAUUGCUUCGGAGCGAGGACGAUGGCUCAUUGCCAUAA
This is a messenger RNA of Ramularia collo-cygni, 1302 nucleotides long. RefSeq lists its product as uncharacterized. The record is from RefSeq and is a predicted model, not a curated record. Bases 1 to 1302 code for a protein of 433 amino acids. Lineage: Eukaryota; Fungi; Ascomycota; Dothideomycetes; Mycosphaerellales; Mycosphaerellaceae. The transcript is spliced from 3 exons.